AUGGAACGUAUGCUCCGUGUGCUCGACUCUGAGAUCGCCAAGAUGCCUGAUGUCACUCUUUACAAGAACCGUAUUGACGACUUCCUGGACCACGAUGAUGAGUUCACCCUUGACACCCUAGAGGCUGAGAUCAAGAGAGUUUACGAACAGUUCAUUCGCUUCCGUGGUAACAACGAGGACUUGACUGCUGAGCUGGACUCUGCCACUGAGGAGUUGAACGUCGUACAGAACAGUCUCAGCUCUGGUUCUGUUGCUGCUGGCACUGGUGCGGCCCUCGAGGCUCCUCUAUUGCAAGGUGAGCCCACUGCUCGUGGUACUGGUAGAGAGCGUAUGGGCAUGCAGUUCUCUAACAUUGCUGGUGUUGUGAAGAUGGAGGAUCAGGAGAGCUUUGCUAGAACUGUGUUCCGUGCUACUCGUGGUAACACCUUCACUCAGUUCACUGAGAUCCCCGAUACUCGCAAGAGUGUCUUCGUCAUCUACUUCCAAGGCGCUGCUGCUAACAGUUACAUGUCCGCUAAGCUCCAUCGUAUCUGUGGUGCUGUUGGUGUUCACCUUUAUCAAUGGCCUGCUACUCAUGACGAGGCUAGGGUCAGAAUCAACGAGCUGCAGAGCAUCAUCGCUGACAAGACUCAUGCUUUGGCUGGCUUCGACAGGUUCAUUCGUGAUGAAGCCAGAGGCCUUGUCGAGCCCAUUCGUGUUGGUGGCAACUCUCGUAUUGAGGAAUGGAAGUUGUUCUGCAUUAAGGAGAGGAACAUCUAUGCUACUCUUAACCUUUUUGAGGGUGAUGUUACUCUGAGAUGUGACUGCUGGUACCCUUCUAAGGAGGAGGAUUCUAUUCGUCGUGUACUCGGCGAGUCUGAACUGGCUGCCUCUGCUAUGCUGGUGGCUGAUAUCGCCAAGCCUAGGGCGGCUCCUCCCACCUAUACGAAGACUAACGAGUUCACUGCUGCCUUUCAGGCUUUGGUCGAUACCUAUGGUAUCCCUCGUUAUCAGGAGUUCAAUGCUGGUGUUGUGAGUAUCAUCACAUUCCCCUUCAUGUUUGGUAUUAUGUACGGUGAUGUUGGUCAUGGUACUUUGAUCACAUGCUUUGCUCUCUGGGCCUUGUCCAAUGCUAAGAAGUGGAAGUACAGUGAUGAUGGGAUGCAGCAAGGUUUGGUCUAUGCUCGCUACUUGCUCUUGUUCAUGGGCCUCUUUGCCAUCUAUGCUGGUUGCAUGUAUAACGAUCUCCUCGGUGUUGGUAUUCACUGGUUCGUGACGCAAGACCCCAACCUCAACGGUGCACCAUCACUUAUCAACACGCUCAUAGGUAUGGGUCUGAGCCAGCCCAACAGGCAACCCCUGUAUGAAGGACAGUCGGACAUUCAGAAGACUCUCAUGAUUAUCACUGCUUGUGCAGUUCCCUUGAUGCUCAUUCCUAAGCCGGUGAUCAUCUUCAUCAAAAGGAAGCUCUCGAGUAGAGCUAGUUCUUCCUCGAGAAUGAAUGGUGAUCUAGAACAGCCUCUGCUUGGGGAACACAAGGGUCAUGAAGAUGAACAUGAUGAGGAACCGUUUGGCGAGGUGUGCAUUCAUCAGAUCAUCGAGACCAUAGAGUAUGUGCUGGGAACUAUAUCUCAUACAGCAUCAUAUCUCCGUCAAUGGGCACUGUCGUUGGCUCAUCAACAGCUGUCGCUGGUUUUCUUCCAGAAGACUCUUCAACCUAUGUUGGAAACCACGGGUAGCCUUCAAGCGGUUUGGAUCUAUCUGGGCUUCGCUGUGCUCUUUGGUAUCACUGUUGGAGUUUUGCUGUUUAUGGAUGUCCUGGAGUGCUUCCUUCAUACGUUACGUUUGCAUUGGGUGGAAUUUCAGUCCAAGUUUUACAAGGCUGAUGGUUACUCGUUCGUACCGUUUCGCCAUCACCAGGUGCUCGUGGCUGAGCUUAACAGCUGA
Molecule: messenger RNA, 1926 nt
Organism: Perkinsus marinus ATCC 50983
Lineage: Eukaryota; Perkinsozoa; Perkinsida; Perkinsidae
Product: vacuolar proton translocating ATPase 116 kD subunit A isoform, putative
Exons: 2
Coding region: 1-1926 (641 amino acids)
Biological process (GO): proton transmembrane transport; vacuolar acidification
Cellular component (GO): vacuolar proton-transporting V-type ATPase complex; proton-transporting V-type ATPase, V0 domain
Molecular function (GO): proton-transporting ATPase activity, rotational mechanism; ATPase binding
Source: RefSeq, a predicted model, not a curated record